GAGUAAUAAUUUGAAUUACUCAUUAAUGAGACAAAUUAAGUUAAAAAAUAUUAAAAUUAAUUUAUUUUUUCUCAUAAGGAAUAAGGAAUAGAGAAAUCCAAAUGAAUCUUUGAUCACCCAAUCCCAAUUGGACUGAUAAUUGAUGAAAUUAUCCGUCCGUCCUCUGAAAUGGAUCAUCUCACCGCUCUCCCCUUUGAUAAAUGCAGGUCAAAUUUCAACGACCCUCUUCUCCAUUUCUCUCUCUAUCUCUCUAAACCUACCCUUUUCUCGCAACUCUGAGAGAAUCUGCGGAGAUGGAGAUUCAAUCGAUGGAUUUUGAGGCGACCCACCAGCUCGGUUCCGACGCCGGCAGCGACCACGGGUGGCAGAAGGUGUCCUACGCCAAGAAACAGAGGAAGAAGCAGGCGCCGGCGGAUUCCGCCAGGAUCGCCUCCGACGGAUCCGGCCCCGACAAUGUGUUCUUGUCGCUGGAGAAGCGCGGCGAGGAGCGCCACCAGAGAAUUGAGGCUCAGCGAGCUGCGAUGUACUUCGACGACGAAGCUCCGGCGAGAUCCGCGCCGAAGCACAGAUCCGACGAGGAGGAUCCGGACAGCGAUUCCGAGGGCGCCGCGCAGAAUGGAGCUGUGGAAGUGAAGAAGAAGGAAAAGCAAAAGAAGCCGAAGAAGCCUAAGGUCACCGUCGCUGAAGCUGCGGCCAAGAUCGAUCAGUCUGAAUUAUCGGCUUUCCUUGAUGAGAUCUCGGCAUCGUAUGAUUCAGAUACACAAGAAGAAAUAAUAUUGAUGCGAUUUGCUGAUUAUUUCGGGCGUGCAUUUUCGACCGUGUCUGCUUCCCAAUUCCCAUGGCUCAAAUUGUUCAGAGAAUCUCUGGUUGCAAAGAUUGCUGAUGUCCCUAUUUGCCAUCUCCCUGAACCUGUUUACAAGACUUCGGUUGACUGGAUCAGCAAACGGUCUUAUGAUUUCCUCGGACCCUUUGUGGUGUGGUUGCUGAACAGUAUCCUUGCUGAUUUAGCAGCCCAACAAGCUGGUUCUAAGGCCACAAAGAAAGGUGUCCAACAAACAUCCUCUAAGUCUCAGGUAGCCAUAUUUUUGGUUCUAUCAAUGGUAUUGCGACGGAAACCUGAUGUUUUGAUCACUAUAAUGCCAAAAUUGAGGGAAAACAAUAAGUAUGAAAAGCAAGAGACACUUCCUGUCAUGGUUUGGGUGACAGCUCAGGCUUGCCAUGGGGAUAUGUGUGUAGGGUUGUACCUGUGGGCCCAUUGGAUCUUGCCUUUAGUUGGAGGCAAAUCAGGUUCGAAUCCACAGGCAAGGGACUUGAUUCUGCAGUCAGUGGAAAGGAUCCUAUCUGCACCAAAAGCUCGUACCGUUUUAAUAAAUGGCGCUGUUAGGAAGGGGGAGCGUAUAGUGCCACCGUCAGCACUUGAUUUGCUCUUACGAGUGACAUUUCCUGCACCGUCAGCACGAGUUAAGGCUACCGAAAGGUUCGAGAAAAUAUAUCCCACUCUCAAAGAGAUAGCUCUUUCCGGUUCUCCUGGAAGCAAAGCAAUGAAGCAACUUUCCCAACAAAUCUUCCCAAUUGCUGUGAAGGUCUCCGGGGAAGGCACUCCCGCCCUAUCUCAGGAAGGGACUAACCUCUUUGUGUGGUGCUUGUCCCAAAAUGUUGAUUGUUACCGGCAGUGGGACAAGAUCUAUGCAGACAACAUAGAAGCCAGUGUUGCUGCCUUGAGAAAACUCACUGACCAGUGGAAAGUUUUGUCUGCUGAUAAAUCGUCUCACGAUGUUCUCCGAGAAACUCUCCUGCAUUUCAGGAACAAGAAUGAGAAAGGGGAAGGAGUUGAUGCUGCGAACCAGGCGCUGCUUAAGGACGCGGACAAGUACUGCAAGAUCUUGUUGGGAAGGCUAUCGCGUGGGCCCGGAUGCCUCAAGAGUUUUGCCGUGGUGGCGGUCUUGCUUGGCGUGGGGGCUGCGGUCGUCACGUCCCCGGAUAUCCAAUCUUGGGAUUGGAACAAGUUUUCGGCUCUCCUCACCGCCCAGUAAUUCACCCGGACGAGACACCGGACACGACUCACGAAGGAGGUUUUAUUGAUUUUUUUUUCUCUUAGGGGCGAAGGGUAAUUACGUAAUAAACAUUUUGCUCGGAACGAGGGGGCAAAUCCGGUAUUUAUAUAGUGUUGUUUCGUCGUGUCUGGUCGGUCGGUCGGGUAACGGGUGGUAGGAUAGCUUGGGGAGAUGAUGAUGACAACAAUGGAUUCUUCCCAUGGAGAAAUGAUGUUGAAAAUAGGGUGUUAAGAUGAGGCUAAAUGGGUCUCUAA
Cuscuta campestris is the source of this 2308-nucleotide messenger RNA. The record is from the annotation of a GenBank genome assembly. Lineage: Eukaryota; Viridiplantae; Streptophyta; Magnoliopsida; Solanales; Convolvulaceae.